Messenger RNA from Lecanosticta acicola, 584 nucleotides. Lineage: Eukaryota; Fungi; Ascomycota; Dothideomycetes; Mycosphaerellales; Mycosphaerellaceae. The record is from the annotation of a GenBank genome assembly.
AUGUCUCCCAAGAAGAAAACGAAGCUGGCGGUCAGAUUCAGCAACGCCAGGAACCAGACCCGGUCACGCCUCUUGGGUCUCCCGGCGGAGCUCCGCAAUCACAUAUACCAUUUGGUCCUCUCUGAGAUGAUCACCUACAUCAGCAAAGACACUGUCAUCAAGACGCCAGCGGUCACUUACAAGUCUCGUCCAGUCCACGGCUUCUGCUUCGACCAGACGCCGGGUGUCCUGCUUACGUGCAAGCAGAUUCACGUCGAGGCGAUCAAAGUAUACUACGCAAAUGCCGACUUUGUUUUCACGGCUGCCAGCCACCUCGAACGCUGGGCAAGGAAGGCUCGACCAGAAAACAAGAAGUGCAUUCAGAAGGCCAGAGUCCACGUGAUGUACGAUGCAAUGCGCUCGUGGGCUGUUGUGUUCGCCGAAGUCGACUGCUUGCGGAGGUCUGCGCAGUUGCCGACGCUUUCCUACGGUUACAAUUCGCAAGGUGUUUGGCGUAAGUCUGCCCAAAAGUGGUGAUCCUUCAAAUUGCUGAUCAUUUUGCAGGGUUGGACAAGUGCCGUAACUUCAAAUUUUGCCGUCGCUGA